AUGGUGACAAAGUUCGUAAGCAGGAUCGAAGAGUUUGGCAGGACCAAGAUAUGGAACAAACGAUGCGAGGACAUUGUCGCCUGGGAAAAGUCAGUUGGAAUCACCUUCAUGAGCAAACGCGCCGGAGGACGCAACGGUGAUCGGAGACACCAACGUAGUGUUGGUGAUUUCUCUGAUUUGAAAGGGAGACGGUUAAUUGUAGCGGAGAUCCAGGAAGACACACCGGACGCAAGCAAGAGGGCGCACCGGAUCAAAAAGGCACAUGGAAUGUUGCCCACUUUGUCGUACAUGAAGGGGUGGAGACUGGACCUAUAUCCCACCGACGGGCGUAGGAUGUGUGAACAGGAAAACAAAAGGAAUAAGGCAGCGGAUGAGACGGCUAAGAACGCCCAAGCCCACCAGGCGACGAUAUGGGAUCUGGACGGCAUCCAGCACAGCGAUCUCAGAUGUCACGUCUUAUUCCAGAGGCAGCUGCUGGAAAAUGGCUUGAGAGACUUAUUGAAGUCGCAGUCGGUGACCAGAACUCAUCAGCAGUGGUUGGCGCAGAAUCAGACGAAGAAGAACAUGUAUAUCAAGCAGUAUGACAAGGUCGAAUGGCGAUCCACGUUGGCCAUUAAUCCACCAAAUGGAUCGUACACGAGUCCUGCUGACUGA
Messenger RNA from Gamsiella multidivaricata, 654 nucleotides. RefSeq lists its product as uncharacterized. Bases 1 to 654 code for a protein of 217 amino acids. The transcript has 3 exons. The record is from RefSeq and is a predicted model, not a curated record. Lineage: Eukaryota; Fungi; Mortierellomycota; Mortierellomycetes; Mortierellales; Mortierellaceae.